This is a messenger RNA of Argiope bruennichi, 3501 nucleotides long. Its product is annotated as gastrula zinc finger protein XlCGF57.1-like. The record is from RefSeq and is a predicted model, not a curated record. Gene Ontology annotation, biological process: regulation of transcription by RNA polymerase II. Gene Ontology annotation, cellular component: nucleus. Lineage: Eukaryota; Metazoa; Arthropoda; Arachnida; Araneae; Araneidae. Gene Ontology annotation, molecular function: RNA polymerase II cis-regulatory region sequence-specific DNA binding; DNA-binding transcription activator activity, RNA polymerase II-specific. The coding region runs from base 1041 to 2246 and encodes 401 amino acids. The transcript has a single exon.
GUUACAACCGGGUCCCUAAAUCGAAUAGAAAGUUUAUUUUACGUUUUCUACUUUAGCAAAGAGGCCCCCAAAGAAGUUUUUGGCCCGGGUCCCAAUUAGAAGUUAAGUCGAGCCUUGUCCCCUUUCCAAUUUAACGUUUCAGGAACUUACUAUAACCCUUAGAUAUCGGUAAGACUUUUUUGAUCGCCAAACCUGUCGCCUAAUAUCAACUAUUGAAUACAAUCAUCGCAAGAAUAUUUCUGGUAAACUUACGUUGAGCUAUGCUCCUUCCUAACCAAAAAUAAAAAAUACACGCUAUUGCGCAUGUGUGUAUCAAGUAGUCAUGCGACAGCUGUGUAAAUAUACAAAAAGCACAAAUCUCCUUCUCUGUGACAAAAAGUAAACAAAGCCCGUCAAGAAUCGGAAUUCCGAAACUCGUGGAACUGAUUUAGCAGAACAUGACGUGGAUUUUAAGGCAUGAAACGAUUGUAUCGUAAAAUGAUCAACUAACAGAAUAGGGAAAGAACGACAUUGCAUGCUUAUAAUUGCAGUUACUUAAUUUUUGUUUAUAUCCGAAUAAUUUUUGCGAAGUUAUGGAGUUGGUUUUGAAGUGAGUAAUUGUGUAAAUUUGAGAAAAACCGCCUUUGUUGUUAAAAAUUCCUAAACUUGUCAUCACUAGUCAUUCACAUGUAUAGUUUAAUUUCUUAUAUUUAAGGAUAUUUCACCUUUAGAAAGCUUCAGAAAUUAUUAUUACUACAUCUCUGUGUUCUUCAGUCGUAGCCAUAUGUAGAGAUCCGUUUUCCUUUUAAUCAAUUGUUAACGAUGGCACUAUGUACAUCUAUUAAGCAUAUGUGGAGAAUUAUUUGAUUUGUAAUGGAAUCAAAAAACACCCUGUGAGCUGACCAAAUGUGAUAAAGGCAAGAAUUGCAUUCAAUGAAGAAAGAGAAAAAAUACCACAACAGAGAUUUGUCCUGAAGUCUAAUUUAAAGAGACAUUUACUUACACAUGCAAAAGAAAAAUCUCAUGCUUGUGAUGUAUAUUUGAGUGAAGAAUGUGGGUUAAUGAAUUAUGUACCAACUUCUAAGAAAGACAAAUCUGAUGUUUGCAAAGUGUGUUAUCAAACAUUUGCUAAAAAAUAUAAUUUAAAAACCCAUUUAUUAACCCAUACAAAAGAAAAACCUUAUAUUUGUGAAUUGUGUAAUGGAGCAUUUGCUAAAAAGUAUAAUUUAAAAACUCAUUUAUUUACCCACAAGGAAGAAAAACCUUAUGUUUGUGAAUUGUGUAAUAGAACAUUUGCUAAAAAGUAUAAUUUAAAAACCCAUUUAUUAACCCACAGAGAAGAGAAACCGUAUAUUUGUGAAUUGUGUAAUGGAGCAUUUGCUAGAAAGUAUAAUUUAAGAAUCCAUUUAUUAACCCACACAAAAGAGAAACCUUAUAUUUGUGAAUUGUGUACUGGAGCAUUUGCUAAAAAGAAUAAUUUAAAAAUCCAUUUAUUAAUCCACACAAAAGAGAAACCUUAUGUUUGUGAAUUGUGUAAUAGAGCUUUUGCUAAAAAGUAUAAUUUAAAAAACCAUUUAUUAACCCACACAAAAGAGAAACCUUAUGUUUGUGAAUUGUGUAAUAGAGCAUUUGCUAAAAAGUAUAAUUUAAAAACCCAUUUCUUAACUCAUACGAAAGAGAAACCUUAUGUUUGUGAAUUGUGUAAUAGAGCAUUUGCUAAAAAGUAUAAUUUAAAAAACCAUUUCUUAACUCACACGAAAGAGAAACCAUAUGUCUGUGAAUUGUGUAAUAGAAAAUUUGCUAAAAAAUAUAGUUUAAAAAUUCAUUUAUUUACUCAUUCAAAAGAGAGGCCCCAUGUUUGUGAAAUAUGUGACCGAUCAUUUGCUAAAGAAGGUAAUUUAAAAACCCAUUUGCUUAUCCAUACCAAAGAGAAACCUCAUGUUUGUGAAAUAUGUAAUAUAGCAUUCACUAAAAAAUAUAAUUUAAAAAGACAUUUACUUUCCCAUACAAAAGAGGAACCUCAUGUUUAUAAAAUAUGUUACAGAACAUUUGCUGAAAAGCUUCAUAAAAAAAGACAUUUACAUUUAUGUACAAAAAAGUCUUUUGUUAGUAAAAAAAGUAACAGAGAAUUUGUUAAGAAAAGCAGUUUAAAGAUGAAUUUACGUCCUAACACAAAAGAGAAACCUAAUGUCUGCAACAUAUGUAACAAAAAGUUUUCUCGAAAAAGUGUUUUAAAGUGGCAUAUAUCAACUCACACAAAAGAAUGACUCAACUUUUGAGGUACUGGUAAAAGUAAAAAAAAAAAAAGACUUUUAUUAAUAGAAUUAGUUUAGAAUAAUAUUUUCUUUUAAAAAGAAAUAAAACGUCGUAUGUAGAAAGUUUCUAAAACAGCAUUUUUCUAAAAAAGUAAUUUUAAAGAAUUUUUUUUAUGCAUUUUAAUUAAAAGCUUUGUACCUAGUAAAUGCAGCAGAAUAUGUUCUAUUAAGGACAGGUAAAAGUAAUACUGCUUAAAAAUUAUCUUUCCAGGAUCAUGAAUAUUAUGUACAUCGUGUAUACAAUAUGACUGAAACAUGCUCUCAUAAACAAGCUGUAAAACUAUAUUAACCUACUGAUAAGGGAAAGCCAAUCUUUAUUAUAUUGUAUUCUUACAUCUGUAAAUUUAAGCAUUUCAAGCACUUGCACUUUUACAAUAUAAGAAUAAAAAUACACGGUAUAUAGAAGAAUAUUUGAAAUAUUAAUCUAUAUAAAAAAAAUGUAAAUGCCUAUUUUUUCUGAAAUAUAUAUUCAUAUAUUCUGAAUAUAUAUAUGUUUAUAAAAGUUCUGAUUACUGAGCAGAUUUUCUUCAGAUUGUUUUACAAAUUUUGUGAAAUACAAAGGUUUUAGAAAAACUUUUGUAAUGAUUUAAUACAGACUUUUAUAUAUAAAUUAAAAAAUUGUUUUUUUUUUGUGCCUGUUCAAUAGUGCAACAUCUAGAAAAAGCAAGAAAAUGAAUGAUUCAAAUAAAUCAAACUGAAAUUUAUUUGAUAAAUGGUAUUUAAAGCAAAUAAAAUUUAUUUCACCUUAUUAUUACUGAAAUGUGCUUCCUAACUUGAAAAUUGUUUUGAGACUUUUUAUUACUUAAAAACUGAUUGAAAACUUAACUACUUGCUUUAAAUGGUCAAUGGAGAUUGAAACUUGCAUUUGAAUCUGAUUACCUUCAAAUUCCAGGUUGUAAAUGUAUAUUGUUAUCACUCAACUGGUUUAACUAAAUUUUAUGUAAUGGAUUUAGAAUUAUCAAUUACUCAAUGAGAAAUUAGCUUUAUGUGGUUAUUCGUUCAGGACAAUCUGUAGUAGAGGAACUAUAAAAUAAUUAAACUUUUUUGGUACAGUAGGAUUUCUCAUUCUAAAUAAAUUCUUUGUGCAUUAUAACAUUAUAUAUAAGAUAAUCAUUUGCAUUGAAAAUAUCUUAUUUAUAAAGCAUAUGUUUAUUAGUACAUUGAAAUUCUAUUGAAUGCUAACAUUAAAUAAAUUUUUGCUUUUUCA